CUGGCCCAUCUCACGGAUGCAUGGUACUUCCUGCGUCUUCAGCAGGGGCAUUUUGAAGACGUCAACCUUGCCCUUCACGAGAAAUACGGCCCCAUCGUUCGAUACGGCCCGAACCGUUACAGCAUUAACGACGCCGAAGCAUCGAAAACUAUUUAUGCUCAUGGCAGUCAAUUCCCCAAGUCUGACUGGUACUCAAGCUUCGAACCAAACGAGAGCUUUUUCAACGUCUUCUCGGAUCGAUCGAUCGCACGCCAUGCAUACACUCGUCGAUUCUAUGCCCACGCUUUCUCCAUGACAUCCCUCGUCAACUACGAGCCAUACCUCGACGAAGCCGGUGAAAUAUUCUCUGAGAGGUUGAGAGAGUUUGCCAAAGCUGGGGCUCCAUUCGAUGCCGGCUACUGGUUCCAGUGCUUUGCUUUUGACGCUAUCGCGUAUGUCACGUACGGCAAGCGCCUCGGUUUCCUCGAUCGCGGAGACGACAUCGGCAAGUGCAUUCAGAGCCUCGACAAGAGCUUGAUCUACUCUAGUCUUGUCGGCAUCUAUCCCUCGAUUCAUCGCCACAUCCUCCCACUGAUCGCUCGUCUACUUCCCUUCAUCAACACAAAUCCCAUCAUGUACGUCCUGAACUUUACUCAGCAGAGAAUCGCCGAGGAGCGGGCCGCGCCAAAGUCCAUGGCCGAGCCCAAGGGCGACAAGGAAGCCGCUGGAAGAGGCGAGACGUUCUUGUCCAAGUACUUGGCGAAGCACUCCGAAGACCCCGAGGCCUUCACCAACCACCACAUUCUCAUGGGAUGUUCAAUGAACAUGUUCGCCGGAUCGGACACCACCGGUAUCAGUCUCUCUGCGACCAUGUACUACCUACUCAAGAACCCACGCUGCAUGGAGAAAUUACGCGGGGAGAUUGACGAUUUCACCAAGCGCGGCGAGUUGUCGGAGAAUCCUACAUUCAAGCAGACGCAAGAUAUGCCCUAUCUGCAGGCUGUCGUCAAAGAGGCAUUGCGUAUGCAUCCUGCAGUCGGGUUGCCCUUGGAACGGGUUGUCCCCGAAGGCGGCGCCACAAUCGCUGGCCGUUUCUUCCCGGAAGGUACCGUGGUCGGAGUCAACAGCUGGGUUCAGCACCAAAACAAGAGUCUUUACGGAGAGGAUGCAAGCCAGUUCCGCCCUGAGCGCUGGCUCAUCGAUGAUGAGGAACGACUGUCGGUCAUGAAUCGCAACUGGAUGCCGUUUGGACUGGGAUCGCGAACGUGUUUGGGAAAGAACGUCUCAAUCUUGGAGAUGACGAAACUUAUUCCAAGAAUCAUCAGGGACUUUGACUUUGGACUGGAUGGAAACACAGCGGCACCCAAAGGCUCAUGGACAACGAGAAAUGCCUGGUUUGUGAAGCCACAAAACUUCUACGUCAGAGUCCAGCCUAGGAACGCCGCAUGA
This is a messenger RNA of Colletotrichum karsti, 1428 nucleotides long. RefSeq lists its product as uncharacterized. The record is from RefSeq and is a predicted model, not a curated record. The transcript has 4 exons. Gene Ontology annotation, molecular function: heme binding; monooxygenase activity; iron ion binding. NCBI's taxonomy places the organism in Eukaryota, Fungi, Ascomycota, Sordariomycetes, Glomerellales, Glomerellaceae.